Heteronotia binoei (common prickly gecko) is the source of this 1704-nucleotide messenger RNA. RefSeq names its product RNA-binding protein EWS-like. Gene Ontology annotation, molecular function: RNA binding; transcription coregulator activity. Gene Ontology annotation, cellular component: nucleus. Gene Ontology annotation, biological process: regulation of DNA-templated transcription. The record is from RefSeq and is a predicted model, not a curated record. Lineage: Eukaryota; Metazoa; Chordata; Lepidosauria; Squamata; Gekkonidae.
AUGGAUAUUGUAGUCUUUAAGAUAGACAUGGGAGAAAACCUAUACUUGGGGGGAGGGAACUGGUUACUUCAGAGCGAUUAUGGACAGAGUAACUACAGUUAUCAGGUGCCUGGCAGUUACCCCAUGCAGCCAGUUACUGCACCUCCAUCCUAUCCUCCCACCAGCUAUUCCUCAUCACAGCCAAGUAGUUAUGAUCAGAGCUCUUACUCCCAGCAGAGCAGCUAUGGUCAGCAAAGCAGCUACGGUCAACAGAGUAGCUACGGGCAGCAGCCCCCCACUAGUUACCCACCUCCAACUGGAUCAUACAGCCAGGCUCCAAGCCAGUACAGCCAGCAGAGCAGCAGCUAUUGGCAACAAAGUUCAUUCCGUCAGGAUCAUCCCAGCAGCAUGGGUGUGUAUGGCCAGGAUUCUGGAGGCUUUUCAGGCCCAGGAGAAAACCGGAGCAUGAGCGGCCCUGAUAGCCGGGGCAGGGGCAGAGGGGGCUUUGAUCGUGGAGGCGUGAGCAGAGGUGGGCGGGGAGGAGGAGGCCGCGGCGGAAUGGGCGCUGGAGAGCAAGGUGGCUUCAAUAAGCCUGGUGGACACAUGGAUGAAGGACCAGAUCUCGAUUUAGGCCCACCUUUAGACCUAGAUGCUGCUGCUGACAACAGUUCAGUGUAUGUUCAAGGGUUGACUGACAAUGUGACCCUGGAGGACCUAACAGAUUUCUUCAAACAAUGUGGUGUUGUCAAGAUGAACAUAAAUGGACAGCCAAUGAUCACAAUCUACCUUGACAAGGAUACAGGAAAGCCAAAAGGGGAUGCUACUGUGUGCUAUGAUGACCUGCCCACUGCCAAAGCAGCUGUAGAAUGGCUUGAUGGUAAAGAUUUCCAGGGGAGCAAACUUAAAGUCUCGCUUGCUCGGAAGAAGAUGCCACUGAACAGCCUGAGAGGAGGAAUGCCCCCUCGUGAGCCACGUGGCAUGCCUCCCCCUCUCCGUGGAGGUCCAGGAGUUCCUGGUGGGCCAGGUGGGCCUGGUGGUCCAAUGGGCCGCAUGGGAGGCAGAGGUGGUGACAGGGGAGGUGGUUUUGCACCAAGAGGACCACGAGGAUCAAGAGGAAAUCCUUCUGGCGGAGGAAAUGUCCAACACCGAGCAGGAGACUGGCAGUGCCCCAAUCCGGGCUGUGGAAACCAGAACUUUGCCUGGAGAACAGAAUGCAACCAGUGCAAGGCUCCUAAACCAGAAGGCUUUCUUCCCCCACCCUUUCCCCCUCCAGGUGGUGACCGUGGCAGGGGCGGCCCUGGUGGCAUGAGAGGAGGCCGAGGAGGCCUCAUGGAUCGUGGUGGCCCUGGAGGAAUGUUCCGAGGUGGCCGUGGCGGAGGAGACAGAGGUGGAUUUAGAGGUGGCCGGGGCAUGGAUCGAGGUGGCUUUGGAGGAGGUCGCCGAGGAGGACCUGGGGGCCCACCCGGACCUCUUAUGGAGCAAAUGGGAGGCAGAUGCUGCAGACGUGGAGGACCAGGAAAAAUGGACAAGGGAGAGCAUCGCCAGGAGCGCAGAGACAGGCCCUAUUAGGGGCAGCCGACCCCCUUCCCCCUGCAGGACUGCAUUUACUACCAGAUUUAUUUUUUAAACCAGAAAAUGUUUUAAAUUUAUAAUUCCAUAUUUAUAAUGUUGAUCACAACAUUAGGAUUAUUCCUUGUCUGUACUUAGUAUUUUUCGCCAUUUGUG